ACAGAAAGAGAGGAGGAGAGAUGAGAGGGACAGAAGCUCUGCUGCAGAACACACCUCAUCUCCAUUUUAGCUGGCGGGAGAGGGAGAGAGAGAGAGAGAGAUUCAGUCUGUGCCAAUUUACUCUUCAGCUCCAGUGACAGAGAGAGGAGAGCUAUAAGUGAUAUUUCCACAAACGUGUGACUGAGAGGGAGAAGAAGAAGAAGAAAUAAAAGCAUCCCGGUACGUGAGGCAUUUGCAAAGAAAAGAGUGAGCAAAUGAAGAAAGGAAGAAAUGACAGAGAGAGAGAUGUAGUCGGUGCUUCAGUUGCGUGAGGAGCCGCCACGCUGGGAGCCACAAGUCCUCCACCUGUGGCCAGAAUGUGAGAUCGAUGGUGUGACAACAAAGGCCGUCGUCAAGCUACACCCGUUGUGAAGUCGCUGUUCUACCGCUGCAAACAAAGUUAAACAUAGAAACGCUCUUUGACUACAGAGUGAACAUAAACAUUUCAGUUUUUGAAGCCGCUCUAGAACGCUGUCAACAAUAUAAUCGCUCUUUAAUCGGUUUACAUUUUACCAUCUGGCCUACCUUUCACAGUUUACACACCUUGAAACUGUCAGUAACAGACUUUCACACACAUUUCUGGCCCAAAUGAUUCAUCUCACAUCCUCAUAACAAACUCUUCCUCCACCUGAAUCAGCUCCUGUGACCUGUGAGGAUUAUGAGGCCGACUUUGGUGUUUCUACAGUCGCAGUGUCUCCUGUGUGUGUUAGUUGGCGUGUGUGUGCCCGGCAUUGUGGGCUCGCUACCUCACGCGCUACCAUGGCACGUCUCCUGCCCGGUGCGGUGUGUGUGUCAGAUCAAGCCGUGGUUCUCCCCUGACUCCGUCUACCAUGAAGCUCCCACCGUGGACUGCAACGACCUGCUCCUGACUAAGCUCCCCUUACCCAUACCCCCGAACACGCACACCCUGCGCCUGCAGAGCAACCUUCUGUCUGAGCUCAACACCGCGGUGCUGCACGGACUCGCCAACCUCACCGACCUUGACCUUUCCCAGAACCGCUUCAGCCGUGUCAGGACAAUAACUCAGAGCUCCUCCCUGCCCUCUCUGCUGUCUCUACACCUGGAGGAAAACCAUCUGAGUCACCUCCCUGAGGCCUCCUUCUCCUCACUGCCAGCUCUGCAGGAGCUCUUCCUCAGCCACAACAACUUGCACUCGAUAGCACCCGGAGCCUUCAUUGGUCUGGAUUCCCUCCUGCGUCUGCACAUCAACAACAACAGACUCACCACUGUUGACCCUCGGUGGUUCAGAGCUUUGCCUCGCUUGGAAGUUCUCAUGCUUGGGGGAAACCCUGUGGAGGCCCUGCCUGAGCGGGGCUUCGUGGCCCUGAUAUCCCUGCGGAGUCUUGUCCUUGGUGGCAUGGGUCUGAGAGGCUUGGCUGAAAAAGCACUGGAAGGGUUGGAAGAACUAGAGAGCCUCUCCUUCUACGAUAACCUGCUGACAAAGGUCCCCACUCAGGCCCUGAUGAGAGUGCCGGGUCUAAAGUUCCUCGACCUCAACAAGAACCGCAUCAAACUCAUCGAGACGGGAGACUUCCGAGACAUGGUCCACCUGAAGGAGCUCGGCCUGAACAACAUGGAGGAGCUGGUGUCCAUUGAGAGAGCCGCCCUGGACAACCUGCCAGAGCUCACAAAGCUUGAGAUCACCAACAACCCGCGACUGUCCUACAUCCAUCCGCAGGCUUUCCUCCAGCUGAGCCGGCUGGAGAGUCUGAUGCUCAACUCCAACUCUCUGAGCGCUCUGCACCAGCACAUCAUGCUCUCCCUUCCGAGCCUCCAGGAGGUCAGCUUGCACUCCAACCCGCUGCGAUGCGACUGCCUGUUUCACUGGGCCGCUGAAGACCGCUCUCACCAUCACAUUAAAGACACCAAAAAACAAACACCUCGGACGGUGCGUUUCAUCCAACCCCAGGCCACGCUGUGCUCUGAACCCCCGGAGCUGAGAGCUCGCAGGGUGAGAGAGGUAUCCUCCAGGGAGAUGUCAGCUUCGUGUCUCCCCAUGAUCCCUACCAGCUCCCUCCCUUCCUACGUCGGGGUCAGAGAAGGAGGAAAACUGGUCUUGCACUGCCGAGCUCUUGCGGAUCCACAGCCUGAGCUGUACUGGGUGACUCCCUCUGGGCUGAGACUUGGUCCUGCGCCGAGCCAUGCAUCCAAAGGAUUACUGGCACCGGCUUCCUGCCACAGCCCGAUAGCCUCUGAGGGAUUCAACCACACAUCCGUCUCCAGCCAGCCUCAAGAUGAUACUCCCUGUAACCCCUCCAAACACUACCGGCUACUGCCCGAGGGAACUCUGGAAAUGAACAAGGUCACCCCCACCGAGGCAGGAUUGUAUACCUGUGUGGCUGAGAACGCUCUGGGAGCAGACACACGCAGCGUUACUGUGGGUGUGCAUGGCAGAGAAAAGAAAAGAAAGAAGGGGAUGGCUGCUAAUAUGAGGGGAUAUCAGUUAUUCAGAGCGGACGCCAGGUUGGAGGUGAGGGAGGUCGGAGAACACUACGCUAUCUUGUCCUGGCAGAGCGGACGCAACCUCCCUUCGACUCGCCUAUCCUGGCAAGCCAUGUACUCAAACGCACACACGCCCACAUACACCACACGCAUCCUGGCCGGCACUCAGAGCUUCAACCUGACCCACCUGCAGGCAGAGACAUUUUACAGAGUGUGUCUACAUUUAGGGAUCAGCGAGGGCACCAAGCGGGCCAGCAGGAGAUCAAGAGAGAGCAGAAAGCCUCAAUGCGUUUCACUCAGGACGAAAGACAUCCCGGAGCCUCAGCCCGGCCUGCAGCUGAGCCCAGAGCUGACCUCCACAGCAGUCACACUACUGCUCCUCGCACUCAUACUGCUGCUGCUGGCAGGGCAGAGCUGGGACAACGAGCCCGGCGGCGAUGGGGAAGGAAAGCACCACAGCACCAUCCUCCAGGAAAUCAAAAGUCCUAAAGCUCUGAUCAUCAAUGAAAAGACAGACGGUGGCAACGCACAUUAGCCAGAGCGGAGUGAGGAACUGCUGAGGUAGUUAUGUUUGUGCACAUUCAAAUCCAGACAGAAAACACUGACACACACACAUAUACAGAAUGUCAAAUAUACACUUUGUGAACCACAGCUAGAAGAGGGGAGUUAUAGAUCGGAGCAGUGGUGUAGAAAGAGAUUUGUAUUUAUUUUAUAUACCGUAUAAAGUAUAUAUUGACAUUGUUUCCGUGUUAAGAUGUAUUGUAAAGAAUGCCUAAACCCUAACCAGGGGAAUAAAAGUGGACAAUCAUACUCCUGCAACACAGCGAGUGAGCGCAAGAGAAACAAAUGAGCUGCCGACGACCGCCGGACUGAAACUAAAGACAAUGAUUCAAUCCAGGGGCAGAUAUGUGCAGAGGAGAGCGGCUCAGACCUCCAGGGUAUUUGUCAUGUUUCCUGUCUACAUGUUCCACAGACUGAACCAAGCAGAUGAAACUCUGUCUUGAGACUGAUACUGAAUGAAACUCCUGCAUUGAUGUAAACAACCCUUUUGCUUAUAGCUUUCAGUACCUUGGACUGGGUUGUCCAUCUUGCAGUACAGUAUACUCAUCCUGAUUCCCCCGCCUAACGCCCCACAUCCUCUCUCAGCAUAAAAGUGAUCUAAAAGUGAUUGUGUUAAAUUCUAUUUUGAGCUAUUAUACAAUAAAAUCUUUUUAAUUUACUCACUUU
Molecule: messenger RNA, 3708 nt
Organism: Sebastes umbrosus (honeycomb rockfish)
Lineage: Eukaryota; Metazoa; Chordata; Actinopteri; Perciformes; Sebastidae
Gene: lrrn2
Product: leucine rich repeat neuronal 2
Exons: 2
Coding region: 698-3016 (772 amino acids)
Molecular function (GO): protein binding
Source: RefSeq, a predicted model, not a curated record